Spathaspora passalidarum NRRL Y-27907 is the source of this 1721-nucleotide messenger RNA. It is a transcript of the gene RBR2, whose product is annotated as putative lipase. The transcript has a single exon. The record is from RefSeq and is a predicted model, not a curated record. The coding region runs from base 515 to 1132 and encodes 205 amino acids. NCBI's taxonomy places the organism in Eukaryota, Fungi, Ascomycota, Pichiomycetes, Serinales, Debaryomycetaceae.
AGGGGAUGUAGUUUGUGCUUUAGAAUUCAUUUGCUAUGGUGGCGUUGAACAUAUGAGUGCAUCAAUAAACUGGUAAAUCUCUCAGUUCUAAACAACCAUAGUUUAUCCGACUUGUAAUACCACUUGCCCCGCAAAAUCACUUUAACUGAUUCGUAUUGUUUUCAGCUACUAUAGCAAGUUAGUUGCCAUUGUAAAAUUAGGAUUUAAUUAUUUUGUGCCAUAACAAUAAUUUCUAUUCUUGGUUCUCGAUUAUAAAACCUUAUUGUGUAGAAUUUCCUAAUUAGGAAAGUAUACCUAAUUAGACUUUUUCCUUCUAACAUGCCAAACCAAGAAACCAUAGUUGGCACUAAGGGAAGAACAAGCAAAAGUAUAAAUAGCAAUGCAUGUCUCUACAGGAGCUUCCUUCUAUGGAGCACACAAGAGGUAUAUAUAAACUUGGCCAACCACUCUCCUUUUUUCUAAAUAAAACAUAAACUUCUUUCAUAGAACACAUAAACUACUAUACACAGUUACAAUGAAGCCUUCAAGUAUAUUUGCACCAGCCGUUGCCUUUGCAAUAACCGCUAAUGCAGCCAACGCUAGUCCUCAAGAUAUUCACUUCUUAACAGAAUUAGUUAAUGAUUUCCAAUCACACAAGCUUGAGUAUCUUAGUUUUUUGGGUACUGCUAGUUCGGUGCCUAUGGACUUGGCCCCACUCGCCACUCAUGUGUUGACAUAUACCGAUGAUUCAUACACUACGAUGUUGGCGGAUACUAGUAUUAAUUUUGCUGCCUUGACUUCAUUUGUCACGCGUCUUCCUUGGCAUACUAGAAUUCAAUUUGAUGCUGCCGCCACCGAUGAUGGCACUGGUACCACUACUGUGACUGCCACUGGAACUAAUGGCCAUACUAGUCCUAGUCCUACUGGUACUGUCACCAAGACCACAACACCAACUACAAGUCCUAGCCCUGGUGGAACUGGCCACACUAGCCCUAGUCCAACUACUGGCACUGAUGGCACUCAUACCGCAACUGCUCAAACCGAGACUGUCACCGGUAGUGAAACUAAAACCACUAGUACUCAUGGUGCCGCUGCAUUAGUGUCUGCUCCUCUUGGUGCUCUUAUUGGUGGUGUUGCGUUUGCUCUUCUCUAAGAAAGAAAGUUUAAUAUUUAAUUUACUAGUUUUAUUGAUUGUUUUUUUUUUGGAUUUUUUUUUAUUUUUAUAUAUAUAUAUAUACCAGCUUAAUGCAUAUUCAAUUUAGGAUCUUAAAACUAGGUCUGUUUUGUAGAUGUUACAAGGGUGCAGUCAUGAAUAGUAGUAGAUAUUUAAGAUUCCAUAAGAAAUUAUCUAGGCAAUCCAAAGGAAUGUCGUGACCUAGGCUUGUUUGACUGGGACAUAUUUCAUUGUAUAGUUUCGUUAUACUGGUUAUUAACCCCACAAGAUUCUUAUUCAAAAGCUUGAUCGCGUAUUCAAAUUCUUGAUUCAUAAGGAUAUAUUUCAUGUUUCCUGUAUUUAUAGAAUUUGAAGUUUUGGUCAAUUUUUCAAUAUUGUUAGUGUUAUAGUAUAGUGGGAAUAUGUAUGGCAGUUUGACUCCACUAUAGGCUUUAGAAAGUGGAUAGCGUUGUGAUAUUCCGUCGAUUAUGACAUUGUGAUUAUUGAGUAUCACCAUCUCAUAUUUCAAUUGGGUGUUGGUUAUGGACGCUAGGAUGUUUAUAAUUAAAACGAUAUAUGAUAAUGCAGU